Messenger RNA from Geodia barretti, 1510 nucleotides. NCBI's taxonomy places the organism in Eukaryota, Metazoa, Porifera, Demospongiae, Tetractinellida, Geodiidae. The record is from the annotation of a GenBank genome assembly.
GACAGCAGACAGAUCCAAUUUAAGGGGAGACUCCUCACUAAUAGACCCAAUCAUAGUUCCUCCUCUUCCUCCUCCUCAUCUGGUGGAAAGAGAAGAAGAUCAUCAAGUAAGACAUCAUCACUGCAAGAUUCUUCUUCAGUCUCAGAAAGAGAGAGGCAGACAUCCACUCCACCGGGAAGACCCUCCCCCUCUUCCUCCUCGUCCACCACCCCGGUCUCUUCCCCCAACAAGAGAUCUCUCCAGGUUGAAGCUGGAGGGUCUAGCAAUACCACUCAGAUUGCUCCCGACUGGCCGUGGAGCCGACUCAGCGAUACAGACAGACUCAGAAGGGUUAAAUUUCUAGCCGAGAGAGCAAUCAAGAAGAAGAAGGUGUUUGUGUGCAGAGGUGGCUACAGCACAAUCAGAAAGUGUCUGAGAGAGAGAGGCUGGGUGGAGAGAGAUCACAAGACCGAGACCGAGUCACCUUACCUGGCAAUGAGAGCUGUCGGUAGGAGAACAAAGAGUGGCGGAGAGGGUGUGGCUGGUGGGCGUGGCAGAUCACGUGACUCCAGCCACACCCACCACUGUGACAGUGACAGUAGUGACAACGUGAGGUGGUUGAGAGGGAGAAGUGUGCAGGUGUGGAAGGUGCUGAUGUGACAUGGGGGAGCAAGAGUACCACAUGGUGUGUCGUGCGGUGAGGAACGCUGACCCAAACUUUGUCUGGACUCUGAGAAGAGAUGAUUCUCUCUACACCAACCUCCUCCCCUCGGCCUUUGCCAACCACUUCGCCAAAGCCUCUUCCUUCACCACCAAGGUGGGACUGUGUGCCAACCUGAGGAACCUGGUGUGGUGUGGGGAGACGCACUCUGACCUCUUCUUCCCUCGCUGCUUCCUCCUCAGUUCUCCCGAAGAGAAGGAUUCUUUCAUCAAUGACUAUAGAUUCGCGACAGCUCUCAACAUUCUGAAACUAGUGACCGACCAACAAUGGGGCAGGUUCCAAUCUCAGCACAACACAUUAUCGCCUCACCUCCCACCCCCAGUACCACGACUCCGCACACGGCUCAAAACACACGCCACAACAGACCGGUCAGUGUUUCCAGGGGGUCUUCCGUGAAUAUUGGACUCCACGGCCCCCCGUGUGAGCCCCCCGUGGUCCCAGAAGAAGCAGUCGGUUUGGCGCUCCGUGCCUGCUCUGCCUAUGUUAGCUCCAGACUGCAUGAGGAUAUUGAGGAAGAGAGCAAGUGUCUUGAGCUGGCCGGGACAGAAUGGCAAAGUCUAAUCAACUACUACUACAAGAUAGUCCUAGAGGGCGGGAGGUUUGCCUGCAGUACACUAACAGUUAGGAAGGCCUCUGACAUGCUGGAUGAGUUGGAGAAGUACUUGCCUCAACUGUACAUGGAUGGAGUACGUAAUAUCUGGAUCGUCAAGCCAGGGGCAAUGUCCAGGGGGAGAGGUUAGCUAACUUACAAACCAGCUCACACCUCCAUUGUAGUAAGUCAUCAAUGAUCGUAGAAUGCUAUGCAUUAGG